AGAAACCGAUAACCGCAAGCUAGCAACCGAAAACGUAUGCAAAUUGUAUGAGGCUUGUUUAACUAACGACUCGGCGUUUUCAGUUUGGAUGGGGGGUGGGGAAGGCGACCCUGGGCUAUGUUCCCUCUAAAUCGGUUUAUGUUUAACUUACUCGAACGGGAGAUUAAAUAAAUUACCAUAGUAUUUUACGCGCCCCCCUCAAAGCUUCCCCGCUUGUCGCUAUAAACACACACCGCGAGAAACAAUUCACUCAAAACCGGGGACGCAUUGGCGGCAGAUAACGUUAAGACCACUUGUUUAGGCGUCCCGUGCUGUGGGUUUUUACAACUGCUGUUUUAAGUGCUUUUUAGACAGUCAUGUGAUUGUAACGUAACCCGACCGGAAAACAACCGACGACCAUCGCCGCCAAUGCUGCGUUUGAGAGGAACAGAGCAGCUGCCAGCCCAACGGACAAGUCCCCCGGUUACAACAACAACAACACGGCUAACUCACGGAUUGACGCCGCGUAAGAAGAAUGGAGCAGGCCACUCACGGUCUGAUCCUGCUGCAGCAGCUCAACACCCAGAGAGAGUUUGGCUUCCUGUGCGACUGCACGGUUGCCAUCGGAGACGUCUUCUUCAAAGCGCACAAGGCCGUGCUGGCCGCCUUCUCCAACUACUUCAGGAUGCUCUUUAUUCACCAGGACAGUGACUGCGUGCGGUUAAAGCCAGGGGAUAUCCAGCCCGACAUCUUCAGCUACCUCCUGAACCUGAUGUACACGGGCCGUCUGUCGGCGCAGCUCAUCGACCCGGCGAGGCUGGAGCAGGGCGUCAAGUUCCUGCACGCCUACCCGCUGCUCCAGGAGGCCAGCGUGGGCAGCGCCAACGCCAGCGCCACCCCCGCCCCCGCGCCCGAGCCCUCGCUGCCCACCGCCGCCAUCGCCACCUCCCUCUACGGCAUCCAGAUCUCCGACCAGCAGGAGGGGGCGCCGGCGAGCACGUGCCUCUCCCCCCCGUCUGACCCCGAGGGCAGGAGCGGGCCGGGCUGGGCCAUCAGACCCAGAGCGUCGGAGGAGGCGGCGCUGGUGUCAGACAUGGAGCUGGACGCCUACAGCAGCGGAGUCCACGAGAGAGAGGAGGUGGGGGGGGGUCUGGACACGGAGUUCAGCGAGGCCCCUUCGUCCUCGUCCUCCUCCUCUGCUAACGCUAACGCUAACGCUCACACCAUCCUGCACGUGAAGCCCAGCAUCAUGCAGCACCACCGCGGCAGCAGCGGAUCCUUCCGGAAGCAGCACUCGUGCCACGUGUGUGGCGCCCGCUUCCUGCAGCGCUCGGCCCUGCGCGAGCACCUCCUCCUGCACACGCAGGCGCUGCUCCCCCUGCUGGGGGACGGCGGGGGUGCGGCCGCGGCGGCUCCCAUGAUGCCGGGCGGCAUGGCCACGCCCCAGAUAGAGGAGCUGCUCCGAGGCGGCGGGGUUGCCAUGGCGGCGGCGGCGGCGGGCGUGGCCUCGGACGGGGGGGAGCGGCAGCCCGCGGCGAUGUCGUCCGCCUCGGAGAUCCCGUUCUCCAUCUUCGCGGCGAGCGGCUCGUGCGUGGGCCAGCCGCAGGCAGACACGCCCCCGCCGUCCGACAUCGCCGACAUCGACCACCUGGAGGGCGGCGCGGGCGACGGAGCGGAGGAGCGCGAGGUGAAGCGGCGUAAGUACGAGUGUGCCACCUGCGGGCGCAAGUUCAUCCAGAAGAGCCACUGGCGCGAGCACAUGUACAUCCACACGGGCAAGCCCUACCGCUGCAGCGCCUGCGGCAAGAGCUUCUGCCGCGCCAACCAGGCCGCCCGCCACGUCUGCCUGGGCACGCCCGACGCCGAGCGCCCGGGCCUCCACCUCUGUGCCCCCGACGACAGCAGCAGCAGCAGCCAGCAGGAGGCGAUGUUCCUGGGCAGCGCCCGCCAGCCGUACCGCUGCAACGUGUGCCACGCCACCUUCUCCAGCCCGCAGCAGGUGCUCAAACACCUGUGCUUCACCCAGGGGCACUACUCUCCCAGCGCCCGCGCCACCCGUGCCACCCACGCCCACGCCAACGCCCAGGCCGACAGGGAGGGGGGCAGGGACGAGGGCUCCGACUCGUCUAGCGGAAGCAGAGACGACGGGUCUUUGAUACGGACCAUCAAGACCGAGGAGGUUCUGGGCGACUAGACCAUCAAGACCUGAGGAGGUUCUGGGCCAGUAGACCCACAUGAGUCCACAAACAAACGUUCAAUCUGUUUAUUUUACUUGUUGUUGUUUAUUUUUACUUGUUGUUAGUGUUACUAAAUUAUGGUCAGUAGUUGAAGCUAUGGUAAAGCCUAAAAAACAUUUAAAAUAGGAUGUGUGUGUGUGGGAGGGGAUGUGUGUAUGUGUGUGUGUGUGUGUGAGGGGAUGUGUGU
Messenger RNA from Clupea harengus (Atlantic herring), 2403 nucleotides. It is a transcript of the gene zbtb2b, whose product is annotated as zinc finger and BTB domain containing 2b. The transcript is spliced from 4 exons. Gene Ontology annotation, biological process: regulation of transcription by RNA polymerase II. Gene Ontology annotation, molecular function: protein binding; DNA-binding transcription factor activity, RNA polymerase II-specific. NCBI's taxonomy places the organism in Eukaryota, Metazoa, Chordata, Actinopteri, Clupeiformes, Clupeidae. Bases 515 to 2173 code for a protein of 552 amino acids. The record is from RefSeq and is a predicted model, not a curated record. Gene Ontology annotation, cellular component: nucleus.